This is a messenger RNA of Papilio polytes (common Mormon), 1257 nucleotides long. RefSeq names its product mitochondrial import receptor subunit TOM40 homolog. The record is from RefSeq and is a predicted model, not a curated record. Gene Ontology annotation, cellular component: mitochondrial outer membrane translocase complex; mitochondrial outer membrane. The transcript has 3 exons. The coding region runs from base 67 to 1176 and encodes 369 amino acids. Gene Ontology annotation, biological process: protein import into mitochondrial matrix. Lineage: Eukaryota; Metazoa; Arthropoda; Insecta; Lepidoptera; Papilionidae. Gene Ontology annotation, molecular function: transmembrane protein transporter activity.
ACAUAACCAUAGUAACAUUUUCAAUAAACUUUUGUAUUUUAUUUACUUUAUAUAUUUAAUUUAGUAAUGGAUAACACCUCAUGGUUACUAUCAAAUCUUUUUAAAAUAACCUUUUUUGAAACUCUUCAUGCCAAAAGUUCAAAUUCAAAUCCAUGUCCUCCAAAAAAAAAUACAGGAAAGCGUGGAGGAGGUGAUGCUUCAGCGUUGUCUGAUUGCUCUUGUAAUCCUACGAAACCUUCAGCGAGUACUGUCAGCGAUCGUGGUAAGACCGGAGCUGGUGUCACAGGUUCUAGAAGUGAAAACAGAGAAACCGAAAAAAGCUCCAACUAUUUGUCCGCUGGUGCAAUUAAUCCGGGACUACUACGACAUUUACACAAUGCCGCUCGAUAUAGAUUACCGCAAUGCUUUGAAGGCGCUUGCGUCUCGGUCAAACAGAGUUCCGCUAGUAAUUGGAUUUUUGGGCAUUCUUUGUCAUUUAGCUCAGUUUCUCCUGGCGGUUACAAGGUCCUAUUAUCGUACUUGGACAAAGAUAAACCUACUGGUUUGCCUUAUUUCGUGAUGGAAACGGCACCUGGUGGUCAGAUGAGUUGCGAGUUCCGCGUGAGUCCGACGCAAACCACUCGAGCCACUGUUGUUGCACAAAUUGCUAACGGAAAAUUCGACAGCUUCGAAAGUAUCGUGGAUGCAUAUUUUAACAGUUUUACUGCUUCUGUCAUUGCUGUAAAUAGAGAAUUUAUUGCAAUACAUUUCUUACAGGCAGUAACAGAACGUAUAUCGCUGGGUGCGGAGGUGGUUGGUCGAGGACGCGCGCCUGAGUUGACCGCGACGUCCGCGGCGGCGCGCUGGGCUGGCGAGGAGCACUCCGUCAGUGCCACGCUCGGCAGCCGAGGGCUCGACCUCUGCUACGCGCGGGUGUUGCGACCGCAUCUCACCGCUGCGGCUAUGCUAGAGGUCGGUUUUGCUAUCCGUAAGUCGGUGGCUACACUAGCAUACGAAUGGCGGGCAGAAGACUGGACAGUUCGUGCUUCUGUGGACUCGGACGGUCUAGUGGGAGCCACGCUACAUCGGGCUCUCGGAGGCCGACGGGCGAAGCUAGCCUGCGCUAUUUCCGCACUCCUAAACCAUCCUAAUGACAAAUUUAGACUCGGCUUUGGUGUUACUGCGGCUAUUGUAUGAUCUCGGUUUUUGAAUGUUUAUUUUUUUAUAAUCUUGUACAAAGAAUUUGUAAGAAUUUUUAUAUACAAAUAUAUUAUAAAU